AUGAAAGUCACGAUUCGGGAGUGGAAUGGCAUCGCCGCCUGGCGCUGGGACAUGCCCGACGAUGACGUCUGUGGAAUCUGUCGCAACCCGUACGACAGCACUUGCUCCAGAUGCAAGUUCCCGGGCGAUGAGUGCCCCUUGUUGCUUGGCGAAUGCAAUCAUUCAUUUCACAUGCACUGUAUCUUCUCAUGGUUGCGGCAAGAGAGUGCGCAGGAGAAAUGUCCCAUGUGUCGCCAACCGUUCAAGAGCAAGUCUCAAGAAGCUCCCGCU
Molecule: messenger RNA, 270 nt
Organism: Lindgomyces ingoldianus
Lineage: Eukaryota; Fungi; Ascomycota; Dothideomycetes; Pleosporales; Lindgomycetaceae
Product: RING/U-box
Exons: 4
Biological process (GO): positive regulation of mitotic metaphase/anaphase transition; protein ubiquitination; anaphase-promoting complex-dependent catabolic process
Cellular component (GO): anaphase-promoting complex; nucleus
Molecular function (GO): zinc ion binding; cullin family protein binding; ubiquitin protein ligase activity
Source: RefSeq, a predicted model, not a curated record